AGUCAUGUUGUGUUUGCUGCUUGGUGUAAUUGUGCUCUAGAUUGCUUGAAGUUUAUUUGUUAGCAGAGAGUUAAAGAUCGUGUAUAUGGAGAACAAUAAAAUAGGUCAUUCAAAGGAAAACAUGGUUGCCUCUAAACCCCCCUUGAUCCCCAUUUUGUCAUUUCAAAGUUUGCAAAAGACUUUCUAUAGGGAUGCUCCUGGAACUAGUAACUCUACUCCUCAAAAUGAAAAUAACAGGUUAGAGAAUCCUGCAGAUAUAAAUCCAGCUCUUGUUGCUUCCGAGUCAACUCCAAAACUAAUAGUGGAUCAAACUCAGGCAAAAAGCCCUGAUGCCGAUCUUAAAAAAUUACGGAGAAUGGAGUCUAAUCGGCUUUCAUCCCGAAGAUCGUGGAUGAAGAAGUUGAUAUAUUUGACCAAUUUGGAAAAUCAAGUAAAAAAUUUAGAGGAUCAAUUAGCUCAACUUCGACCACAAAUUGCUUCCCAUGAAUCCCAGAAACAGUUCUUAAUGCUAGAAAAACAGACAAUGCUCCAGAGAAUGGAAAUUCUUGAGAAAGAGAUAAACUUCAGAGAGUCUGAUCUUGAGAUGAAAAAAGAACAAGUGAAAUAUCUGAGGGAAUCCUAUCCGAUGAAUCAAGCUAAGCAAUUGCAAGAACAAUUUCUUAAUUGGAAUAUUGGUCUGCAGGAUCCAAUGUCCAAUGAUCCAAUCCCAAAUUGCUAUACAAACUCGGAUCAAGUUGCAGGAAAUUAUGAACUAGAGACUUCAUACAUGCCGCCUGCAGACCUAAGCCAGAUGUGGAUGCCUAAUGUUCCUAAUAUGAAUGAAGUGAACUUGAGUCUUCCCAACAACAUGGGAUCAAUGGUUUCAAAUGUGUAUGAAACCAACUUGAGUCAUCCCAACUACAUGGGAUCAAUGGUUUCAAAUGUGUAUGAAACCAACUUGAGUCAUCCCAACUACAUGGGACCAAUGACUCCAAACAUGGAUGGAAUGAACUUGAAUCUUCCUAACUACACAGGAUCAAUGGCUCCUUCAGAUAUGAAUGCAAUGCAAUUUAGUCUUCCCAACAACAUGGGACAAAUGGUUCCAAUCAUGGAUGAAACAAACUUGAAUCUUCCCAAUUUCAUGGGAUCAAUGGCUCCAGAAAUGAAUGAAAUGAACUUUAGUCUUCCCAGCAACAUAGGAUCAAUGGCACCAAAUCCUCCAAGUGGAACUUUCCCAAAUCCGAACCUUGAUUAGCCAUCACUUUACAUGAAAAUGUGCACUCUAUUUUGCAUAGGAUUUCUAUUUCAUGGAUCCUCUCAUGUUGGGCUUGAUUUAUGUUUCACAUGCAUGUUUCUAAAACCUUUUAGCUAUGUUGUUAGAUUUCCCAAUUUUAUGAUUGCUUGAAUAUGUGACUUUGAAGUUUGUAAUAGGUGCUCCAAGUGAUGCCAGGAGUAUAAAUAUUGAUGUAGUGUUCUACCAUCAAAUCUAAUGAAUGUUUUUCUUGUUUCCCAUAAGACUAUUUCCAUAUGAUAGAUCAAUUUAAAUUCCUUAUAUUUUCAUGCUA
Molecule: messenger RNA, 1544 nt
Organism: Glycine soja
Lineage: Eukaryota; Viridiplantae; Streptophyta; Magnoliopsida; Fabales; Fabaceae
Exons: 6
Coding region: 86-1234 (382 amino acids)
Biological process (GO): positive regulation of DNA-templated transcription
Cellular component (GO): nucleus
Molecular function (GO): DNA binding; DNA-binding transcription factor activity
Source: RefSeq, a predicted model, not a curated record